CUUUUAUGAAUGAUUUUAUCAUUCAAUUGGUGAUUAAUUAAUUUAUCGAACUAUUUUCAAUUAACGAAAUGUGAUAAAGUUGUUGGUUAUACCGUGCCGAAGCUAUUAGAGUUCUAGUAAUGGUUUCAUUGUAGUUAUGGAAAAUGUUAUUUAUAAGAGGUAGAUAUCUUCUCCCAGCAUCUCAACCAAAUGGACACUCAUUAUGAAUCAACUUAUUUGUAAAUACAAAUAAAUUCGCCCGCUAAUCGGGAAAAUUUAUAAUUAUCAUCAAGGAAACUAAAAAUACAUCCGGUUAACUGGCACAUUAUAACAAAAUUUUUACCUACAUCUUUUGAUACCGUUAGUAUUAAAUGCAAUGUUUUUAAAAAUACAUGUAUUUUUGGCAGUUAUAAUAUUGUUAGUGCAAUCGGUUUUAAGUGAAGUUAAAUUAAAUCAUGAAACAAGAGAUUGUGAACGAUGGUGCAGACGGACACCGUGCAUAAGAAAAUGUUGCCCGGAGCAUCAAGUUUUGAUAAAGAAAAGAUGUACUACUUCAUCUGCUUAUGAAUUUUCUUUCAAAAGUUACGAUGGAUUGCAGGAAAUUACUAAUGUGACUGUUAGAUACAACGUCAUUCAUAGAAAUUCUUGCAAAACGGAUGAAAGGUUAAAACUUAAUCCUCAGUUUGAUGACGUUGAUCUGUUUUAUGUUCAAAGAAAUGGAACCUUGUUAAAGCCCUAUGAUGAGAUUAUGCCGAGGAUUUCCUAUCAGUUUUAUUGCUUGGAAAACUUUGUUUUUACUGACAGAGUGGAGUUGUCUGCUAUGGUUUGCUAUAACGAUGGAGAUUUAGAAGCCAAGACUGAUAAACAGAAUGCAUGCAGUGGAAAUAAUAUCCGAUUAAACAGUCUCCCAGCACAAAUGCACGGUGUCGACAUGUAUUCGAAAUUGUUAAGCAUCUUCAUUUUGUGUUUCACUACAUUUUUAAGCAAUUUCGUGACUGGUCAAACAUGUCAGAAAUUUUUAACAAUAAAUAUUACGGACGGCGUUCGAGAGAAUAACGGAAUUAACAAAGAUGGGAUAUAUUAUGACGCUAAAGAUUAUUUUAAAUCCGGUAACGAUACGUUAGGGUGUGUUUGCAAUAUUCGAAAAUGUGCAAGAAAGUGUUGUGAACAAGAUGAAUUUAUGAUUAGUAACAAGUGUGUCAAGAAACUGAAUAAUACGACAAUUAAUUUUAUAACUUACGACUACACAACAAAAAUUUCAACUUCAACAAAUAGUGAUUUUUUUAUGGUAUAUGGGAAAGAUUGUCCUGAAAAAUUUAGUCUUUUUCAAGCUUAUGAACCAGUGUAUUUACAAAACACCGGAUUGUUAUUUUAUGCAGAAGAUGAUUAUUCUGAAUUAUACAGUAUCGAAAAAUACUGUAUUGAUGAUAUUGAUGGACAAAUUUCGGCUUUAUUAUGCGAGAAAGCAACCCAGCAGGAAAAGGAUUUAAUAAUAAAAGGAAAUGAACCUUCAAAUGAUAAUGUAAAUGAUUUUGUUAUUAUAUUUGGAAGUCAGUGUCCUGGCAGGCAUUAUUAUUUAAUAACACCGGAUUCUAGCGAUGAUAUUUUUUUACAAGAAAAUGGAUCGUUGAUAAACAAGGCUUGGGAAACCAUUUAUAGCGUUGAUAAAUAUUGUGUUGAUCUUUUUAAUAAUGAAAUGUCUGCUCUUAUUUGCGAAAGUGACGAAUUUGAAGAAGAUGCAGUAAAAUUAAAAAUUAAUGGAAGUGAUAUUCCAAUAUGCUCAAAACAAAUAAAUUUCACGGGCUACUUUUGUUUUAUCAACAGCAUCACAUUUGUGAAGUAUAAUCUAGUUAAAUUUAGAUAUUGUAUAGGUUUUGGUACAUUUCAAACUAAAUUACCUGCCAAUGUUAAUGUGGAAAGUGAUAUGAAUAAAACAGAAAAUUUAGAAGAAAUUAAAGUAUUACGGAAUUGUGUUUCGGAAAAUUGUGACUUUAAUAAAAAUUUACAACCAUGCUGUGACGAUAAUUAUAAUUGUUUAAAUAUUUUUUACAACAACUUCACAAAAUUAUUUAAACCCACAGAAUACUGCAAAGAGAUAUUGAUGAUAUACAAAAAACAUGACAUUGAACUGAUAGCAGAAGAAGUAAUUAUAAAACAUAAAAAUAAUUCUUAUAAAUUUGACGAAAUAUGUAAGAUUCAUUUACCAGAAGACAUCCAUGACGAAGAACUCAAUAUAUUGUGUAUAAAAACCAGUGAUAAAACAAUUAAUUCAAGUUUAAUUGAAGAUAUAGAUUUUGAAAAUUUUACAGAUUUGGUCAUUCGAAAGUGCUGCGAAAGUGAUGAAGUGAUGAAGGGAAAAACUUGUGAAAGAUCUAAAAAUAUAUCGAAACUUUUUUAUUCAACAUUAAGAAGUAGAACUGAUAUUGAUAAUUUUGUUUACCAAAAGUUACAGUGCGGUGAAAAUAACGAACGGACUAUAAUUGACGAGUUUGAAAUUUCGAAUAAUGGGUCUAUUUAUUGGGUACAAGUUGAUGAGUUUAAAGAGCUAGAUUCGUACUGUCUUGAAUUGAUUACCGAUAGGAAGGGUGACUAUGUAUUUCAAGCAUUGAUUUGCGUUUCUGAAAAUGAAGUGUUAGACAUUUCUGAUGUACCUAUAGCAGUGGCAGUGGAAACUAAGUGUCCAGAAAUUUUAAGUGUCGAUAUCACUGACGGUGAAGCGAAUGGUUCAGACAUUAUUAAAAAUCAAAUACAAUACGAAAAAUCGAAUUAUUAUAAUAUCAGUGAUGGGACGAUAUACGGGUGCGUCUGUAAUAUCAAAAUUUGUGUUCGAAAAUGUUGUAAGGAAGCUGAAUCGCUUCUUAACAACAUAUGUGUUCCCUCCAAUAAUUCCAUAUCAGAUUUCAUGUUAUAUAACUUAAAAAAAAUUGAUAAACGAAAAGCAAAAAAAUUGUAUUAUAUUCAUGAUAAUUCGUGUGAGCCAACGUUCUUAAAGAUUCUUCUAGAAGGUGAAUUUUAUCUUCAAUCGAACGGAUCUUUAUAUGGUUUAGAUUUAUAUAUGGAAAACUAUGUUAUGUAUCCUCCUACUAAUUACUGUUUGGAUUAUGAUGUUGGUGAUCAAACUCAGUCAGCGUAUAUUUGUGUACCUGAUGAAGACGAAGAUAUAUCUGCUGUUACUAGAACAAGUGUUCGUUACUACGUAGAACUAUUUUAG
Molecule: messenger RNA, 3190 nt
Organism: Psylliodes chrysocephalus
Lineage: Eukaryota; Metazoa; Arthropoda; Insecta; Coleoptera; Chrysomelidae
Source: the annotation of a GenBank genome assembly